GGAUCUAGUAGAGAGACAGCAAAGUGAGACGAAGGAGUUGGAACUGAAUUCGAUCUUUCUCUCGAAAAUGGUGAAGCCAUCGUCGUCUUCGUCGUCGUCGGCGAGCCAGGACGCCUGUGCCCUUUUCAAUUCGCUGAGAUCGGCUUACUCUGCCACUCCUACCACUCUCAAGGUGAUUGAUCUCUAUGUGGGUUUCGCUGUAUCCACUGCCAUCAUCCAGGUUGUCUACAUGGCUCUCGUUGGAUCCUUCCCAUUUAACUCUUUUCUCUCUGGAGUACUCUCAUGCAUAGGGACUGCAGUCCUUGCUGUUUGCCUCCGUAUCCAAGUGAACAAAGAAAAUAAGGAAUUUAAGGAUUUAGCACCAGAGCGUGCUUUCGCAGAUUUUGUUCUCUGCAAUUUGGUGCUGCAUUUGGUGAUCAUGAAUUUCCUUGGAUGAAUUAGCACAUUUUGGCCUGCUUUGAUACUGUUUCCUAGAACAAUGAGAACUAGAUGUGAUCGAUGAGAUAUUAAUAUUAUGUAUCCGCUUGAGCAACUUUGCUUGCCAAUUUGAUCUUGAUCUAUUCACAUGGUAAGUACAUUUAAAUUGAGUCGUA
Messenger RNA from Argentina anserina (silverweed cinquefoil), 593 nucleotides. RefSeq names its product dolichyl-diphosphooligosaccharide--protein glycosyltransferase subunit DAD1. The record is from RefSeq and is a predicted model, not a curated record. Bases 68 to 436 code for a protein of 122 amino acids. Gene Ontology annotation, cellular component: membrane; oligosaccharyltransferase complex. Gene Ontology annotation, biological process: protein N-linked glycosylation. Lineage: Eukaryota; Viridiplantae; Streptophyta; Magnoliopsida; Rosales; Rosaceae. The transcript is spliced from 5 exons.